AUGGCGGACGGAGCAAGUGAUGUAGCUGUUCCGAGAUUUUCGUCAGAACUGAGAUCAAUGCGUUGUGAACAGUGUCUCUUGAAUAAAACUGAUGGAUCAGCAAGCUUUUCACAAGGUACGGUUGCAUUUUUUGUGCGGUUAAGUUUCAGGAGCAUUCCACUUCGUGUUUUAUGACUAGACUACUGAACUUUAAUCUUGUUAAGAAAUAUAAAAGCCAACACAUGUAGAAUGUGCCAUAUUUAUACCAGCCAACUCUCCGCCUGCGUGACUCUCACGCCUGCGGGUUGAAAACUUCGAUCUCACGCCGGCUCACGCUUGCAGGCCAUUUUCUCACGCCUGAUUGAAAAAUGUGAGUUGUUGCUGUCUUGUUUGACACAAUUUCCAAAAAAAAGUUAACUCAGACCCAUGUAAGGAACGAAAACCAUGUGUAAAAUGAAUAAAUGACAAUACCUUCCUCGCGAUCACUGAUUUUGUGGAUAAGCGUUUUCUCGAUAACUUCGCCUUUGGCAGACUUCGGACCUCUUCAGAAGACUUCGGACGUCUUCGAAAGACUUCGAACUUCUUCGGAAGACUUCGGACUUCUUCGGGAAUCUUCGGAAAUGAUUGUGUCGUCUUCAAAAAUCCCAGCAAUCCCAGGAUAAAAAUCUCACGCUUAUAUCUCAGAAAAAGUUGGCAGGUAUACAUAUUUGUUAUUGUUAUGCUGGGUAUCAUACUUUCUAGGAAAAACUGAAGUAAUUGCAGCAGCAUACGGACCAGCAGAAGUUAGAUCAAGCAAAGAGCUCAUAGAUAAGGCUACUCUAGAAGUUGUAUUUAGACCAAAAAUUGGUGUGCCUGGUAAGCAUGAAAUUCAGAUUAUAAAUAAUAAUUUACAAUUUUUUUAAAAGGUUGAAAAAUCAUAGGAAAAAUACCUCUUUGUUUUCCUGUUACUGCAAGAGAAAUUAUACCGUACUCAGCUCUACUAUCAUCUGGGCGAGUGGUUUCUUUAUGUAGCACUAUUUGCUGUUAUUACACUAUUUUGCACUAUUACACCGCUUUGGCUAGUUCCCAGUUCCUCCACCCUCAUGUUUCAGUAUCCGUUGGUCUUUGCUGGGGGGCUUCUAUGGGUCCUAUUCACCUCUGGGACUCCUGCAGGCCUUCUCUCAAGACCAUUAUUACAGCACCAGCAGUGACAUUUGUCUCACCGUCAAUGCUUCUGAUUUCUGUAACAAUAUUUUUAGUUUUUUUUUUCUUUUUACCUGGGGGUGGGGGCGGGGGAUGCAAGUUGUUAGCCCUACUCCCAUCUUCCACGAAGACCAGGGGGUCACUCUUUGUUUAGUCUGAGCUCUACCCUUCAACCUUUUUGGCACUGGUGGCCCUACCAGGAAUACAAGACUCCAGCCGACUUAGCUCUAGGGUUCAUUGAGACACUCAAACUAGCCUAUCAGGUAAAGGUGGUGACCCCUUUGUGAGCAGUCCACUCUACUUUGCUGUGCUCUAAUUCAACUCAACUAAACUAGAUCCAACUCCACUGUACUUAACUCAUUUCUCCUUGAUUCUACUGUCAUUAUCUCAUCUAUACUUUACUCUACCUUGUUUAUGCUUCUCUGCACUCCUUUCUAACUUAACUCUCCUCUACUCAACUGCACUCUAACGGUUCAAAUCCAUUGUUUUACAGACUUUCUGCAUUCAACCAACUGCAUCUAUACUUUAUUACAAUGUACCGCACAUCAUCUUAUUGUUCUAUGCUGUUCUUCCCCUACUUUUUUCUGCCUACUGCCUGCUACCAAACAACUCUAUUUUGGAUUCUUUUUUUUUUCAAGGUUGCGCUGAAAAAUUAAUUGAGCGAGUUAUCCGUAACAGUUGUGAGCCUGUGGUUCUGACAACUAGACAUCCUAGGUCUUCACUUGCAGUUGUGGUACAGAUUGUGCAGGACUUUGGAUCAGUAUCCUUUAAACUUCAUCAUCAUUGACAGUCACAGAAAAAUAUGAUUUAGCUAAAAGUCUUAGUUUUUUCCUCUACUUGUCUGAUAGGGAUGUACAGAAGGACAAAAAAGCUAAAUUUGUUUUCAUCAAAACAACUAAAAGAACUACAAAUCAGCCUCUGAUUGUUAGGUUGACUCAUUUUCUUUAUUAUUUUUCUUGGUACAUUUACUUUUCCCUACCUUGAAUAGCAUUGUUAGCUGGUUUGUGAAUAAAGCUUUUUUUGUUGUUAAGGGAAAACUGACUAUAGCAAGGAGUAUUAGUAUUUAAAAAUCAGCUUAUCAUGUUUUUAAAUCUCCUGAGUUAUAACCAAUGGGUCUUGAAAGUGUUGACUUAACAAACCAGAAUCAAGUAAUAGCUACUACUUGGAAAGUUAGGUUGAAGAAAAUAUCAACUUUUGUGAAGCUUUAUAAGGAUGGAAUAUCAGCUGAACCCUCUAGGGCUGGUUAUAAAACAGAGUUUAGCCAGUGUUUAACAAAACUGUGUUUUAAGUCAUUCACAGUUUGGUCAACGCUUUUAUCUAAACGCCAGUUAUUGUGAAUAGUCUCAUGGAAGCAACAGGGUAGACUGGAGAAACAUUUACCUUCUUAAAAUAACCCACUCAGAAAGAGUCCAAUGUUUUUCUUAAAUAGUUAGACUUUGUUUAAAAACUACCCCUUAGCGUUUGGCUUUUAGGGGUGGCGAAUGGUAAAAUCUGAGACUCGCCGAGACGCCGAGAUCCUAGUUAGAAAUCCGAGCCUGAGACUCUUUGGUGAAAAGUUGCGAGACUCAAAAAAAGUAAAAGCAAACCAUGAAAAAACGAGACUUCGAGACUUAUCAAAAAUGCUUCCGAGAUUUUGAGAUCCUGCCAAAAUUUUCCAAGACCCACGUUUUUCGAGGUACCAUUCGCCACCCCUGCUAUUUCAAUAAGUUUUAGUCUUAACACUCUGAAAGUAUACAUGCUGGCUUUCCUUAAUGGUCAAGUUACUUUCCUGUGCUAUAAAUGCUGCUUGUAUGGCUAUGGUAGAUGCUGGAUUUCCAAUGAAGUGUCUAGUUUGUGCAGUGACAUGUACCAUGAAUGAAUCUGGUGAAAUACAGUUAGAUCCUACCUCAGAACAAGAAAAGGUGAGAACGUUAGGCAGAGAAUUUACACUGAGCAUUACAUAACUGACACUUAAAAGUAUGCAAAAUUAAUACACUUUGUAAAGAACACUAAUGUAUGUUAAGAGCCCUUCUCGGUUAUCAUCUCCUAGUUUAAAAGCCUGCCUUAUAUAAGCUGAUACCUUACGGGUGAGGACAAAACAUGGACCCAGUGUCCAUGGACCCCCCAUUUUGAACCGGGUCCAUAUGAAGCACUUAUAUGGACCAGGUCCGUCAGGUCUGUGGACCCACUGUAAUGGACCAGGUCCAUAUAGACACUUCUUAAACAAUAAACAUUACGGCCAGCUACAACCUACAGAAAUAGCACAGAAAUAAGGUUUGAAGGUAUCGAUUACUGAUAUCUAUAUAUGACUAGCCAACCUACACCUUGUUGUGUACAGUUUGGCACUAUUGUUUGAUGCUGUAUAUUUUGGUAAAUGUGUAAUGUUUAUAGUUCAUUUUAAGGGUUGGGAGACCAAAAAGAAAGUGUCCAUAGCCAGUCCAAAAUAGGGGUGGGGGGAAGGGGAAGGGGUUCUGUGGACCCAGGUCCAUGUUUUUUCACACCUGACACCUCCUGUGAUGCAUGUAACACUGGCCAUCCCCUGGGGGGACCCAGGGUUAAUGCAACCUUGCAUGGGGACUUUGACUUACCGUGUGGGAUUUGAUGGAUUAUUUUACCCUAAAAGGUAUGGGGAGGGCGUGGAGAAUGAAGACUUCUAUACCUCACAGAGGCAUUCACCUGUGCAUUAAUUUCAUACAUAAUUCACUGGGCAAAGGUACAUUUACUAGAUAGGCAUAUUUUCUCUGAGGUGCCAGUGUUAGGCAUGGAUCUCCACGAGACAAGGUUUUCCCUGAAAAUUCUAGUAGCAGGAGAAAGGUUUAAUGCUACAGGAGAAUAUUUUAUAAGGGGUUCCACAUCUAAAAAAAAACGAGUCAUAGGCCACCAAACAUUAGCCGAGGAAUUCUGCAUAGUAAGUGGAGAAUUCUCUGAUCUCCAAGGCCUAAUGAACACCCUGAUUCUAAUUUAUUUCUGCAGAAAGCAUCGGCUGUUGCAACAUUUGCGUUUGAUAGUAUUAACAAAAAUGUGAUGACAUCAUCAACAACAGGAAGUUUCACACUGCAUGAGGUAAAAACACAUCACUAUAAUUUAUGACUUAUUUCCCGAUGUCAGAUGAUGUUUUAAGAUAUUACUAUCAUACUAUCAAUGCUUUAAUUAGGGCCCAUGGUGCUCAUUACAUCAGUUUCUGAGUCAGAAAAGGUUGCAAUAAUGUGAAGGAGAGUGCUUUAUUGAAGGAGGGCCCUUGUUUUAUAUUUAAAAUUUAGACCUCUCCAGUAUACAUGCUGUAACAGUAAACUACUAACAGAUUGUAUCUGUAAUGGAAAACCACCUCAAAGUCUUGGGGCAUGUUUCUCCAAAGUCCUGAUAAUUAACGCAUCUGGAAAGCUGUUGUUGUUUACAUUCAAGAUCAAGGUUUCAAUAGUUUUGCAGAUAACAUGAAAAGACUAUCAGUUAACCCAUUCGCUCCUGGAGAUUUUGCCGAAAAACGCAUUUUGAAGCUAGUCGAGUGGUUUUCUGGUCACUGUCGUGCUAUAAAGAGCUAAAACUUACCACAAACCGGUUUACAGGUUGUACACUUGAUGGCCUUCUGAUCCAGAUGCAAAAUAUCAGCUUGCGAAGUUCGGGCAUGCGCAGAAAGCAAAAUUUUGACAUAGUUUUUGGGUUUAAAAGUGACACAGCAGUCUUGACUUUUACUUUUCCCUUUCUCUCCUCCCCUCUUUUUUCGCUUUUCUUGCCUCAUUUUUUUUUUCUCUUGCUGGGAAUUUAGUAGGCUUCAUUUUGGUGGGAAUAGUAAAAUCCUUUCGAAAAUCCUAGAAUCCUAAUCCACUUUCCUUUCCAUCCACCCGUUACCUUGUUCUAAAAGUACCUCUAAAAGUCCAGUUACAAUGUACGUUUUUUGCCUCUUUCUCCGGUGUCCUUGACAGAAUUAUGCUCAUUCUGGUAUGGUUUGAAAGAUCUCUUCACUCUGCACAAGCUACCGGACAAAGUUGUCCUUGACCGUUAAGACUGAUGACGUCACAAAGGGUAGAAAGGACGAGGAUCUGCAUGGGCAGUUACGGGCGGUUCAGGGGUGAAUGGGUUAAUGAAAUAUUUUAGAAUGGUUCCUUAGUUGGGAUCUGCUCUCUCAUUCUUUAGAUUUUGAUUUGAAUAUAUUUGAUUUCAGGCCUGAAAAUUUGCUAUUAUUUUUCUUGGUACAUUUACUUUUCGCUAGGGGAAAGGGGCCUGUUUCUCAAAAAUCCCACUGAAGUUCUGAUAUUAAUAUCUAGCCUGUGUACAAACACCCCUCCCCUCAGAAAGGGGAGGGGGUGUCUGUACACACGCUAUUAAUAUCUUUUUAUCCUACCUCUUCACCAAAUAUAGUAUUAUUAUUAAAUAUAUUAUCAAAUGAUAUGUUAUAUUUGCGGGAGGGUUGGCGCACUUAUUUAAAGGGAACACUUAAUCAAUACUUUCAAUGAGGGUGCUAAAGAACUUAAUUUGAAGGGGACACGUAUUUCAAGGAGAGUGCAAAUUGUAGUACUGACAGUAAUUUCCAUCUUAUUUGAACAGUAUAAUCAGUGUUUAGAAGCCUGUCGGAGUGCUGCCGACAAACUGUUUGAGUUUUUUAGGUUAUCAGUGGAGAGGAAGCUAUCUAAGGUAUUCUUUUCUUGUCUGUAUUCUUAGUAUUGUAAUUUUUUUUUUUUUUUUAAAUUAUGAUCAUCCUAUGGUAAAGCUUUUUACGCAUAAAACGUCAUCACUGAGAUGAUUUUAUAACCUGGUGAAGAAAACCUAUGAUUUUGAGUGGUCAAAUAGGAUGAUUGACAGAAACAAAAGAUGUGUUCUGUUGGUUAGCAUUUUGAAUUCGGAGGUCGUUUGUUUACAAAAAUGUAGUAAUGUAGACAAUUAUGGGAAUCGAAUUUUCCCGAAUACAGUCCGAUAAACGAUAGAAAAACUUUUAAAAUUUUCACAGAAAGGUAGUUAACUUAAGGUUUUUAUUACUAGGUCAAAAUUAAAAUUCUCAGUAUAAAAAUUUAUACAAAGGCGUUGUCUUUUGCUAUGGACCGCAAGGAUGGGAUGGAUUGAAACUGGAAAGUGUUGGGCCAACAUUUUCAAGUUUUAAUACUAUGCCUGCAAAACUCUCCUAAAUGGUUUUUGCUCCAAAGAGCUUCCCCGUAUCCAUCAUACGGGAGUUAGGUCCUCUUCCCCACCCACCCAGGCCUGUAAUAUCUGCAUUGUAAAUUAGGUAUGCAUGUUUGUAUGUGUGUACAUAUUAAAGUGGAGAAUAAUCUGAGUCCAACUGCAUAGCUUAAAGAGGUGAUAUCAUGGGCAUAUUACUGUUUUAGGUCAUUUCUGUUCUGAAGCCAUUACCAAGUGCCCCUAGCCAUACACAAACUGCUCCUGUAGAGUUAUGUAGAAGAUAUCUGGGAAAUUUCAUUACCCUAAAAGAUACUUUUUUUAACACAUGAACCAAUUUCCGGAACCGUUUUAGAGCGGUAUUUUUUGAAAUGCGCGAAACUCGUUGAAAAUGAAUGCUGAAAAUUAAAUACACAAUAAGACGGAGUUUGAAACUCUUUUUUUGAUAUUUUUCUUUAACUGCCUUAAGAGAUUUCCUUAUAGGUAAAAACGGUUUUACAUCCUGAGGACCUUAAGUGAGAACAAAGUCUGCAAUGUAUAACCAAAAGUGGUGCGAAUUUCAUCGCUGUCUCUUUCGCUCGGGUAUUCCCCGGGAAUGUAGCCUCCCACGCAGGCGUUUUUAGGGGAGCUCGUUUUUCAUCCCUUCCCACAAACGGCGUUUGUAAGGAGGGAUAAAAAACAAGCUCUCCUAAAAACGCCUGCGUGGGAGGCUACCGGGAAUGCGGAUCAAGAAAAUACAAGGAAGUUGAUAGUUUUGCCCUAAAAUAAUGAAAACAGUUGAAAAAGGACACAAGGAACAGUAGGAAGUUUCAUACAGUCUCCAGUAAGCAAUGUCGAACAUGAUGCCGAUGAGGUAUCUUCUGUAUACAGCAUUUCGAUUUAAUAUACCGUAACUUACAGUCAGGUUAGUGAGAUACGUAAGGCGCAUACUAGCUAAGAGAUACAUUUGAUAUUUUUGCUCACGAUACCCGUCACCUUGGCACGCGCUUUAAAAUCGAUGGGGUAGAAGCAAUGUCACAUGGUAUUUCAGAGAGCAAAAAAAAGGUUUAAAUUUUGCGAAUUGAAGAAAUCGCGGUCGAGGUAUUUGCGGUUGAGUUUAUUCUCUCAAAAUCCUAGAACAAAACGCUAGGACAAUAAUUUAGACUAACAAAAUGUACAGGUCGAGUUUGGACAAGUUUCACGUCAUUAUUGCUUGGUGUGAGGACAUCUACGAUCGCAGUGGCGGAUCCAGACUUUCAGAUAAGGGGGGGGGGGGCCAUCGAGACCGGGAGAUAAGGGGGGGGGGGGCGGGGUUCAAAAAAAAGUUUUUCCGGCCCUUCGGGCCUCAUUUUGGUCUAAAAAUAAGGGGGGAGGCGGGCUCCUCCCCUGGAUCCACCACUGGAUCGCUACCUCUCUCCUCCGCGGAGGCCUCUUUUUGUUGUGUCACGCGCUUUCUAUUUUUCGAUUAUUGCUAUUUUUUAUUGGGAUACUCAGCGGAAGCCUCUGCAGAGGUGAGAGGAUUGCAACUGAAUUAGAAAAAUGAGAACGAUCAUUUCCACCCAUAAUUUCCCAUUAUCGUUUUUAAGAUAAAACGUCCUUCAUUUUCUGUUGUCAAGAAAUAAACAAACACGACCAAGAUUUGUUUGCUCACCUGUGAAACCACGCGAUAUUGCUUUUAUCCCAUCAGUCCUCAAGCGCGUGCAAAGAUGGCGGGUACCGUGAAUAAGGUCUACCUUAGAGCGAAUUUCGUAUGACCUUGAAAAAUGGUUUCGGUAUAGUGUUCGUUAUUUUUUCUAUCAGCCAAUGGAUGAAAAGAUCAAAACAUGGACUCUUCGUUCCCGCCAAAGAAAAUAUGGAGAAGGCAUUGUUCGAUUGGCCAAUCGUGUUGCAGUAUGAUGUCACGGCGAAGUAUCGAUUCAUUUCUAGAAAGUUCUCAGGCAUGAAGUUUUUUCACCCGAACGUUCGCUUAACCAACCAAAAGCCACGCGCGUUUGUCAGCUCCUUUCGAUAAACCAAUCAAAUCGCUCUAUUUCCGUUCAUUUGUUAUGUCUGUUUUGUUCGUGCGUUUUUAUUUCAAGGUCUUACAAUAAUCGCUCUGUGAAAGUGUGUCGAUAAUACAAUCAACUUAAGUCUGUUACUUUGUUAAAUUUGAAAUUAACUAUAACAACGGUUCCUUAAUAUUAUUUUUUAAAACAGGACGCGAAGUUCAUGGAUCUGAACAUCGCUUGA
Molecule: messenger RNA, 8454 nt
Organism: Porites evermanni
Lineage: Eukaryota; Metazoa; Cnidaria; Anthozoa; Scleractinia; Poritidae
Source: the annotation of a GenBank genome assembly